This is a messenger RNA of Cyprinodon variegatus (sheepshead minnow), 1207 nucleotides long. RefSeq names its product trace amine-associated receptor 13c-like. The transcript has 2 exons. Gene Ontology annotation, biological process: cell surface receptor signaling pathway; G protein-coupled receptor signaling pathway. Gene Ontology annotation, molecular function: trace-amine receptor activity. The coding region runs from base 1 to 975 and encodes 324 amino acids. Gene Ontology annotation, cellular component: membrane. Lineage: Eukaryota; Metazoa; Chordata; Actinopteri; Cyprinodontiformes; Cyprinodontidae. The record is from RefSeq and is a predicted model, not a curated record.
AUGGAGGAAACCGAGCUCUGCUUUCCACAGUUAUUUAACACCUCCUGCAGCAGACCCAAACGUACUUACUAUGAAACUAUGAUAAUCUACAUUCUGCUAUCUUCCAUCUCUCUGCUCACAUCAUCUCUAAAUCUGCUGGUCAUCAUCUCUAUCUCACACUUCAGGCAGCUCCACUCUCCCACUAACCUGCUCCUUCUUUCUCUGGCUGUCUCAGAUUUCCUUAUUGGUCUCCUCAUGUUCUUUCAAAUUGUUCUCAUAAAUGGCUGCUGGUUCCUGGGUGACAUUGCUUGUGUCAUAUAUCAGUACUUAGCUUAUAUUAUUACCACAGCUUCAGUGGCAACCAUGGUGAUGAUAUCUAUUGACCGCUUUGUAGCCAUAUGUCACCCCCUUCAUUACAACACUAAAAUAACACAAAAAAAGGUGAAGAUCUGUGUUUCCCUGUGUUGGACCUGGCCUACACUCUUUCAGAGCUUAAAUCUGAUGGAGAACUUCAAACAACCAGGCAUGUAUAACUCCUGCUUAGGUGAAUGUGUCAUUGUCAUUAAUUACAUUGCUGGUAUGGCUGAUCUUAUUUUGUCCUUUGUAGUCCCCAUCACUAUAAUAGUAGUUUUGUAUUUCAGAAUAUUUGUGGUGGCAGUUUCUCAGAUUCGAGCUAUACACUCUCACACUGCAGGAUUAACCCUCCAUGGUUCUGUUAAUGUUAAGAAAUCUGAGAUUAAAGUAGCCGGGUCCCUCGGGGUUGUAGUUGUUGUGUUCCUGAUAUGUGUGUUACCAUAUUUCUGUGUCACACUUACAGGUCAAGAUACUUUACUUAAUGCCUCAUCCUCUGCUUUUGUGAUAUAUUUGUUCUACUUUAACUCCUGUCUAAACCCUAUUGUUUAUGCCUUUUUCUACUCCUGGUUUAGAAAAUCUGUGAAGGUCAUUCUAACACUUCGGAUUUUGCAGCGCAACUCCUGUGAUAUUAACAUGCUGUAAAAACCAUGCACUAAACCAAUGUCAUAAAGAGAAUUUGAAACAUCUUUCUUGAUGGUUAUCAUGUUAAAAUAGCAUAUAAUGGAAAGUAACAUUUUGUAAUCAGUUGGUAUACAUUAAAAUAAACAAUAGUUUGAUUUAUUUAACACCUAUAAAUGAUUGAUAUCCGAGAACAGUCACAGAAGAACAAGUGCAGUCCCUUGCCAAGAAGGCUAGGACAGAGUAUGAUGUCUAA